Messenger RNA from Amoebophrya sp. A120, 5887 nucleotides. NCBI's taxonomy places the organism in Eukaryota, Dinophyceae, Syndiniales, Amoebophryaceae. The record is from the annotation of a GenBank genome assembly.
AUGGAGUUGAAUCUGGUGAAAGCGCAACCCUUGCGGUCGGUGUACGUGCGGGCGGAUGUGUAUGGAAGCGUCAGGUUUGAAAUCGACAAAGUUGAAAUGAUUUGUCAUGCAUACAAUGGAUACCAGUUGGAAGCCCAAUUUCCAAGCGGCGCAUGACAAAUUUUCGGAGCUCUGGAAUCCAAUUUGUCAUGCUGUUUGGGCACAGAAGACUGCUUUUGUCAUGCUCCUCUAGCAGCUCUAUCCCAAACCCUAAAUAGGCUCACAAUCUGCCUCAUUUGCCAUCCCGGCAAGACAGGCAUUCCAUGCCUUGCAUUUUAGGCAUGAGAAAGCAUUUCAACUUUGACGAUUUCAAUCCUGACAGGUCCAUAAUGUGAAUGCGUUCGAGGCGGUGAUCGACCCCAGCAUCCGCGAGGUGUACAGCGACAACAAGUUUCACACCUCCACAAACGCGAAGAUGGUGGAACAAUACAUUCUGCAGUCGGGGUAUCCAAGAAAAAAACGUUGUUAGUGUAAAUUUGUGAUGCGCAACAUGCAAAGUAAUUGCGUCUGUCAUGCUUGGCAUGCAUCGUAGGGUCCAUUAAAGGGCGUUUUCACGUACUAUCUGCGCAUGACAGGUUUUUGCUGUCAUGCCAGACAAAUUUGUAAUGCUGUUCCUCCAAAGAAGUUACACCUACAAUGUUUUUUUCUUGGAUACGGGGGAGCAGAAGGGGUUCCAGACCCGGGACAAGGAAAUCCUGUGGAACAUGGAGAUCAACACGUUUCAAGUGCGCCACGAGGUGGCCAAGGAGUGGUCCUUUUUCGUCAGCGUCAUGGGCCUGUCGCACUCGCAGAAGGUGGCGGCCGACCACCUGCAGUUGGUCAACAGGUGGAGCGGCCGGAAAAUCAUAGUGAUAAUCGCCGACCACGGGUUCCGGGGUCAUGGGUACAGCAGAGUACCUGUUUUUUCAUGCACUUUGACUUUCUCUCGCAUAGGGUUAGGGAUCCGAUUGCAUGGAUCCGUGACUCCUUUUUCUCCAAAUGGCGCGGUGUCAUUUUUCCUGCCUCUUUUAACAUUUUCGCUUCGUUUCCUAAAGACAAAAAUUCACUUCACCGCAGCGCCCACGAGUUUUUCCAGAUAGCGAUUGCGUUGCAUACGCAGCUGGGCGCCAACGUGCUGAUGUUCGAAUCUCCACCGGAAUUCGAGCGGAAUGUGCGGGACUACGUGGAGAUUAUGCCCUCCAUCAUCCUGAAGAUCCUGGAUUUCUACCGCAUCCACAAAUUUGCCGCGUUCGGCCUCGGGUACGGGGGCGCAGUGGCGUUUCGGCUGUACAUGCUGGCCCCGGUUCGGUUUUCCUCCCAGGCACACGUGAUGAUCAACCCCAGGUUCCUAUCUUGAGUAAAAACGUACCCACACCAGAGUCAGGAUGGGGAUUUUGCAACACAAAACUAGGAGUUUUGUGAGUCACGCAUGACAAGUUUCAGUCCGUAAGGUAGUGCAAGUUAGCAAGGAAAGCCGCAUCACAAAUCGACCUGCUGAUCCUGUUUACAGCAUUACAAGUUCCCAAACACGAUUGAAAAUGCCUGUCAUGGGGUUGCGCAUCACAAAUGUUCCUGUCAUGGCAAAUCUGCAUGACAACUAUGGUGUGGGGACGUUUUUACACAGGAUAGUUCCCAGAGGGCGUGGAGCUCCCGGAGCGGUUCGACAUCGUGAAAACGAUGAAGCGGGUCGGGUUCGAACCCAGCCAGUUUUGGCUGAUCCGGUUGCAGCGGAAACUCGAUCAGGACGGGCUACCGAUAAAAUCCACCAGAAUAACGCACGAAAAAAGAAAGAUAUCGGACAAGGUGAGAAAGAGCCGUAGUAUCUAUGGAUAAGUAGCUACGGACUAGUCAACAUACAGGUGAACGUGGACAUCACUAUGAUUUGCAUUAGUUUCCACCAUGGCAGCUCGUUUGUCUUACACUUGCUUUUGAUGAUCUCUAGUACUGCUUUCAGCAGUGGAAAAAUUCGAAGGACCACAAAAACGUCGUCAAUUGAUUCAAACAACAGAUUCUCGAAGACAGUUUCCAGAGCCUGCUUCAGCGCGUUAUGCAGGAGAUCAAGGGGUUGAAGAAGCGCUCCCCCGACGAGGUGAGGACGAAAAAUGGAGCUUUUUUCGACGAGGUAAUUUUUUCCCAGGACAUCCACUACAAAAACAUGCACUGGUUCCGGAUGUUCCCCCACGACCCCCAGACGUUGUUGAUCCUCUUUUCCCGAAAAAUGACCAAGUGCCUGAUCACCUACUUUGUCGCGCAACGGUUUCCCUUCCAGCACGAGGUGAUCCCCAUGCCGGGGUCGGAGCUCGCGGCGGUGCAGGACAAGAAGGCACAGGAGGCGGAGGAGGAGGAGGACAGCCCCGGACAAAAGAAGGGAAAGAAGAAGCGCAAAAACGCGAACGCAUCCUUGCGAGAGAUGGGGAUCGGGGUCGGGGCGGCCGGCACGACCAGUGCGGGGUACUGUCGUGGCUUUUUUUUGGUGCCCUUAAUGUCACUGUGAAUCAGAAUCUGGUGGAUCAUGAUCUGCAUGGCAAGUAGAAUUCUUUCUGAUGCUCACAAUUUCAAACAGCUCACCGUCCGUCUCUUCCCCCGCAAUGAGUCUUGUCAAGGGUCAGGAUGGACAAAACAUAACCGCCAGCAGCGGUUCGGGUUUUGAAAAUAAUCUGAAAAAGGAGAUAAAAGCUGGUGAGGCCGCAACAUCCAAUGCCGCGGGGGACGCACAAGCGGCGGGUGAAAAUAGCAAAGCCGCGGAAGGUAGUACCAGUUUAACAGAGGCGCAACAGCCAACCCAGCCAGCAGAGGGAGACCCAGCUGCAUCCGCACCGGCCAAGGAAACCCUGCUCCCGCCCGUGGGGGAGUCACCAAAAGUUAAAGAAGCAACACCCGCGGGGGGCUUGGGUUUGAUAGACGAGGGCAGUGAGUUGAUACCUCUGGAGGGCGGGGGGACGAUUUCGUUGGCGGAGUUGCAGAGCCAGCAAGCGGCGGCUGCCGGGGAGGCGGAUACGCUGAUGUCCCUGUUUGGCGGGGAGCCAGGAUUGUCUCAGCAGUCGGAUGACGUUCCGAACAAGCUGCAGGUACUGAUUUAGGUUUUUCGUGAUCGGUCAUAGUACCAUUUCCUCUCCAGUGUGUACAUCAACUUGUUGAACAAGAGCGAGUUUCAUUUGUUCCAACACGACGUAAGUAUAUCAUUACAUCACUUCAGUCCUCCCUUCCCGCGAUCGGAGAAAAUUCCCCAGGCCACCAGCGACCCGGUAGUUCCCAAUCCCAGCAGCGUCCCGGCAGUUCUCAAUCCCAGCAAAGACCGGGCAGUGCACAAUCACAAAAGGACCGCCCGGGGUCCUCCCAGUCGCAAACCGCGAAGAACACGACGUCGACAAUAAUGCCCACCGCGGCGGAGGAGGAGCAGUCGAAGAAGGAGUUUGAAGCAAAGGCCGAGGAGGCGAAGGCCGAAUUGCGAAGGCUCGCGGCGGAGGACGCCCGGAAACAGGAGUCCACGGUGAACUUCGGGUUGAUCCGCGAAAUGGACGCGAUCGUGAACCGGCCCGAGGAACUGGGGUACAACUGCUUUGGCGAACUGGCCAGUCUCGCGAAAAUGCGGAAGGCGCAGGUGGGCCUGCCCGACCCGAACAAGCGGCCGGUGUUGAUCGGGAAGGAGAUCAACCCGCUGCGCAAGCUCCGGAUGGAGGAACGGCAGAACGAGAUCAUGCGGAAAAUGGCCGUGGGCGGGCUGGACGCCGAGGCGGAGGAGAAAAAGGAGCGGCAACGCGCGGUGAAGUACUCCGUGGACUUGUCGGCGAAGAACCUGGCGAUCUUGGAACGGGAAAACGUAUCAAAUGCAAAUAUGUCUGGGUCUGGAAAGUUGGAACUUGUAAUGCUGGCGUUACAUUCCUGCGAAAUCUGUAUUGCGUGACCAACAAAAGUGGCAGCCUCUCACGUCAUACAAAAACGCAGUCUCUCAUGCGGAGUUCGUAUGAGAAAGCGUUCUGUACACUUGUCAUGCGUUCUAGCAUAAAGGUGUCUUUUCAUCAUGCACAUUUUAGCAUCACAAAGUUCCAGACCCAGACAUUUUUGCAAUCCAUAAAACGAAGAUCUGUACAACAAGAAGCUGUUGGAGAUCGCGCAAUAUCCUGUGCAAAAGUAUCGUACUCGUAGUAAUUGCAUUUAUGCAUUACAAGUCUUUGUUUCAAGGUAAGUCAGCAUUACAAAUGCAAUUCUUGUAAUGCUGGGCGAGUCUGUAAUGCAAUUUAUACUAGUGCGAUGCUUUUGCAUUGCAUACGCAACAGGAGGAGGCACAGCUGGAAAAGGUCCGGAGACACGACCGCCGCGCGAUGGCCAGCUCCUUCACCGCGGGGCCGGGGCGGUCAAUCGCGAUGUCCUCCACGGUAAAAGGGGCGAGCCGGUUCGGCACGACGACCGCCGCGGAUCAAGGCAAGAAGAUGCAGGCCCUGAAGGACCUGCUCGCGCAGCCCGCCGUGGCGCCGGCCGAGGUGCUCGUCGGCCCGGAGGGCGCGGCGCCGGCCAUCGCGGGGAUCAUACCGGGGGGAAGGCAGCGGGUGGAGUUGGCGGCCCAGGUGCCGGUCAACGUGGAUUCGUUCGAAGACGAGAACGCGCUGGCGGAGGUGUACCGCAGUCGGUUGGCGGACGCGCAGCGAGCCACGGACAAGGAGGAGACGGACAAGGCAAAAAAGAUACGGCACGAGCAACAACACACGACAAGGUAUCUAUUAACGUCAGAAUCGCUUUUUUUUUCGUUCUGUCGUGGUCCAGAAGCAGAUGUCAUGACAUGAGAGCGUACGGAUCCGAAAUAACAUAUUUUGAAUAAAUUUGAAUCGCCCGCCGCCACUAUGCAUCAACAGCAGCAGUCGCUAUGUCUACGAUCAGAACCUCCUUUGAUCCAAAUUUCUACGCGCCAUUUGCAAGAGCGGGGCGCGUGUCCGCACAUUCUUGUGAGGAUUUCUUUUCAAAAAAUACGCCCUGGCUCAUCUAGUGGACGCAAAAGCGAAACAAUUCUGACCCUGUACUCAGCGGGUGCUUCUUCGAUCCAAUUUGUGGAGCACUCGUUCUCUUUGGGGUCAACAGCAUACAAUACACAUUCAUCUUUCUGCUUCUGCACUAAAUCACAGCGAAGGCGCUCAAUGAGUGCUCAUGUUCUGGAAUGUAAUACCGAAAGACAAAGAAACAACAAAAGAAGUAGGUCGUGCGCAAGAUAGAAAUCCAAAUCCCUGAAGAUCAUGCUACUAUACCAAAUAACAGGGAAAUGCGUCUGGUCGCGCUGAUGCAGCAGCGGAAGGAGAUGGAGGGGGUGAAGAAACUCUACGACGAGCAGCAGCGCGCAGUCAAGUACGGCGACCCAGAAACCCGGAAGAUGGAGGCGGUGCUGCAAAUGUCGCGGGAGGAAUUCGAAAACGACCAGGCAAAGCUGGAAGCGAGCUUGACGCGGCGACGGUAAGGACGCGGGGUUGAAGCGACGACCGAUGGCUCGAUGUACAAACAAACAAUGCAGGCAUGGUUACUGAUGGUCAACGCAAUUUUAGUACGCAGCUAUGACACUGUGAAAAUGGUUAUGGUAGAAUAUGGUUUCGAAUUCGAUACGAUAUAGAUGAAAUAUGGUAAAACUGUGAAUCGCAGACAGCGUUGCCCUGUCGCAGAGAACGGUUUCGAUAUGAAUCAAAAAGGUAUACAUGAACUUCUGAAAUGUACAUGUAAGAUUGACUUUGACUACUACCCAGUGACUGUAUCUGUACCCUGAAGAACCCUAGUACCCCUGAAUUGGCCUGAUCCUGAAUGUACGUGAGCAAUUUGCAGCCACUGCGCUUGUACGAUAAAAUGCGAAAAGAAAAUACGUCACUCACCACGGAAACGGACCCUGUACUGG